AUGGCUCCCGUCCGGCUAGGUUUAAUCGGGCUGUCCGCUGACGGGCAAUGGGCCUCCAUAUCCCAUCUUCCGCACAUCCAGCGGCGACCCGAUCUGUUGCAGAUCACGGCCCUGCAGAACAGCAGCAAGGCGGCGGCGGAGAGAUCCGUGCAAAAGUACCAGCUAGGCGACCACGUCGCCUGCUACGACAACCCAGACUCCCUGGCCCGCGACCCGAACGUCGACAUGGUGGCCGUGUCGGUCAAGGUGCCGGAGCACUAUCGGCUCAUCAAGCCGGCCCUGGACGCGAAGAAGGACAUCUUCGUCGAAUGGCCGCUGGCGGCGAACGUGAAGGAGGCCGAAGAGCUGACCGCGCUGGCGGCGACGCAGAAGGUCCGCACCGUGGUCGGGCUGCAGGCACGUCACAACCCCAGCAUCCGCAAGGCGAGGGAGAUGGUGGCCGGCGGCGAGCUGGGCGAGAUCCUCGGCACCACCAUGCUCGGCUCCGGCAUGGUCCUGGGCGCCUCCGAGCGCCCCGUGUAUGAAUACCUGGCUUACCUCGAGAACGGCGCCAACAUGAUCACCAUCCCCGCCGGACACGCCAUGGACGCCCUCUGCUACGUGCUGGGUGAGAUGACGGAGUUGCAGGCCCAGCUGGCGGUCCGACGACCGACCAUGGACAUCGUCGACGCUUCAGGGAAAGUCCUGCGCACCAUCGACAAGACCUCGCACGACUGGAUGUCGGUGACGGGGACGCUCGAACGCGGCGGGGGGGUGGUCACGAUGGUGUACCAGGGGGGCAGCUCGGACACGGGCAAGAAUUUCUACUGGGAGAUCAUCGGCACCAAGGGCAGCCUCGUGCUGGAGGGCUCCAACGGCCACGUGCAGAUGUUCCACCCGACGCUCAAGUUCGUCCCGGCCGGGGGCGCACAGCUGAAGGAAGUCGAGGUGGAACCGGCCCGCGACUUUGCGUACAACGUGGGCAAACUGUGGGACUCGUUCCUGGGCGAGGCAGACGGCAGCGUCGUAACUUUCCAGGACGCUCUGCUCCGGCACAGGAUGAUCGAGGCCAUCUACCGCAGCAACGAAAGGGGGACACGGGAGUCGUAUCUCUGA
Fonsecaea erecta is the source of this 1095-nucleotide messenger RNA. RefSeq lists its product as hypothetical. Gene Ontology annotation, molecular function: nucleotide binding. NCBI's taxonomy places the organism in Eukaryota, Fungi, Ascomycota, Eurotiomycetes, Chaetothyriales, Herpotrichiellaceae. The record is from RefSeq and is a predicted model, not a curated record. The transcript has 2 exons. The coding region runs from base 1 to 1095 and encodes 364 amino acids.